Molecule: messenger RNA, 4419 nt
Organism: Phaeoacremonium minimum UCRPA7
Lineage: Eukaryota; Fungi; Ascomycota; Sordariomycetes; Togniniales; Togniniaceae
Product: putative dna polymerase alpha catalytic subunit protein
Exons: 5
Coding region: 1-4419 (1472 amino acids)
Biological process (GO): lagging strand elongation; DNA replication; mitotic DNA replication initiation
Cellular component (GO): alpha DNA polymerase:primase complex
Molecular function (GO): chromatin binding; single-stranded DNA binding; DNA-directed DNA polymerase activity
Source: RefSeq, a predicted model, not a curated record
AUGUCGAAGGUUGACAAGCGCAGCAAGUUCGCAGAGCUGCGAGCUCUGCGAAAGUCUGGCAAGAAGAAGUUCGAGACAUAUGAGGUCGAGGAGACCCAAGCUCUGUACGAAGAGGUCGACGAAGAUCAGUAUAAGAAGAUCGUCCGGAACCGACUGAACGAGGACGACUUUGUUGUUGACGACAAUGGCGAAGGUUACGCCGAUGAUGGACGUGAAGACUGGGACCGCGUCGAGCCUAUGUACGACACGGACAGUGAAGAUGACAUGAUUGUUCGUGGCAAGGAUCGCAAGACAUCCAAGAAACAGCGCGAGGAUGAUCAAGCUAAGCGUGAUGCCAACGAUCGAGAUAUCAGCGAGUACUUCACGAAAGGAGCUACCAAAGUCCAGCCGAAGCCGAAGAUUGUGAAGACCGAAGAAGAUGAGAACUUCCUCGCGAACCUUUUAGGCGAAGUCGACGCAAACAUCCCUGCUCCCCUUCCUCGACAGUCUAGAAAGCGGGAGCGCUCUGCGGAACGUCGCAGAGCUCGUGUACUCUCUCCUGCGCGAGAAAACAGACAGCCUGUAUCAAAGAAAGUCAAGAUUGCGGACGACAGGCUUCCUCCAACCCCGUCAGCUGACAACUUUGCGGACGAUGAUGGCUUCAUUGCUAUGGACGAUGAUCCUCUCCCCGUCAACGAUGUCCCUAUGAGUGACCCUCUUCCUUCAUCACCAACUGCAAAGGUGGCUGAGCGCAAGGUUCAGAUCAAAGUAGAGGCUGAAGAGGAAGACGAUGACAUGAUGGAGGUUGCGCAUGCCGGUGCCAUCAAUGCCGCCAGUGUCAAUUUGUCAGGUUCGAGGGUUCCGAAGAAGAUCAUCAAAGCCGAACCUUAUCCUUCACCGCCAAAAUCAUCUCCAAACAAGGCUGACCCCGCUGUUGAAGCAUCCGCAUGGAAUGACAUCAAUCAGAGACUCAAUGUCGUCUCUAGCUCUCCAGCUGAGCCUCGCAGUGUUGGCAAGAUUGAUUAUAAGGAUGCUAUUGAAGAGGAUGGCAGUCUUAACAUGUUCUGGACUGACUACACGGAGGUGAACGGUAGCCUUUGCUUAUUCGGCAAGGUGCUGAACAAAAAGACAAACUCAUAUGUCAGCUGCUUCGUCAAAGUGGACAAUAUUCUGAGGAAGCUAUAUUUCUUGCCUCGUCCACAACGCGUUCAAGGCGGCGAGGAGACAGGAGAAGACGUUGAGAUGAUGGACGUCUACACCGAGAUUGAUACCAUCAUGACCAAGAUGAACGUCGACAUGUAUAAAAUCAAGGCUUGCACCAGGAAGUAUGCAUUUGAGUUGAAAGACGUGCCAAAGGAAGGGCAGUACAUGAAGCUCUUGUACCCCUAUACCAAACCGGUGAUUGAUAUGAACGCUACUGGUGAGACCUUCUCACACGUAUUCGGCACAAACACUGCACUUUUUGAGCAAUUUGUCCUGUGGAAGAACAUCAUGGGCCCGUGCUGGCUCAAAAUCCAGGAUGCUGACUUCUCUGCUGUCAAGAAUGCAUCACACUGCAAGCUAGAAGUACUUGUUGAACAUCCCAAUAUGGUCUCUGCUCUCAGCGAGUCGGACAAUCUCGAUGCUCCUCCUCUGACUCUUAUGAGUGUCGCACUCCGAACCAACUUCAAUGCCAAAGACAAUAAGCAGGAGAUCCUUGCUAUCAGUGCUAGGAUUUACGAGAAUGUUCUACUCAGUGAUACCACGCCUGCAGACAAGCUACCUUGCCGGACCUUCACUCUCAUCAGACCUCAUGGAACUGCAUUUCCCCUUGGUUUUGAAAAGAUGGCGAAGGAUCGCAAGAAGGGUUUAAUCAAGACCAUGAAGCAGGAGUCUGAGAUGAUGUCGUUCUUCCUCGCACAGUUGGAUGUGGUCGAUCCUGAUGUUCUUCUCGGUCAUCAGCUAGAAGGUGUCGACUACAGUGUUCUAUUAAACCGACUCCAUGAGAAAAAGGUUCAUCAGUGGUCUCGUCUCGGAAGGCUCAGACGGUCUCAAUGGCCUUCGUCAAUUGGCAAGGCCGGCGGCAAUGUGUUUGCGGAACGUCAAAUACUUGCUGGUCGUCUUCUUUGCGACCUCGCCAACGACGCUGGAAAAUCUGCAAUGUACAAGUGUCAGACUUGGAGUUUGACUGAGAUGUGCAGUCUUUAUCUUUCUGGAGACAAUAGGCGCAGAGACGUGGAUAAUGAGGCCGCGCUGAAGACCUGGGCCAAUAGCAAAGAUGGCUUGAUGGACUAUGUUACGCACACAGAGACGGACACAUACUUCAUCACUGCCCUGGCUUUGAAGGUUCAGCUGCUUCCGCUGACCAAGGUCCUCACCAACUUGGCCGGUAACUCGUGGGCAAGAACUCUCACUGGUACUCGUGCAGAGCGAAACGAAUACAUUUUGCUCCACGAGUUUCAUCGCAACAAGUACAUCUGUCCUGACAAGCAAACAUUCAGGGGCAGACAACGCCAAGAAGAAGAGGAAGCAGACGAAGCAAAUGCCGGCGACACCAAGAAGAAAGAUAAGUACAAGGGCGGUCUUGUAUUUGAGCCCGAGAAAGGCCUCUAUGACAAGUUCGUGCUGGUCAUGGACUUCAACUCCCUGUAUCCUUCCAUCAUCCAGGAGUUCAACAUCUGCUUCACGACCGUUGACCGAUCUGCCUUAUCCGAGGACGAAGAUGCCGUCCCUGAAGUCCCUACUGAGCAAGAUCAGGGCAUUCUACCUAAGCUUAUCGCUACACUUGUCAGUCGAAGACGGCAAGUGAAGAGCUUGAUGAAAGAUAAGACUGCCACUAUAGAACAGCUCGCGACUUGGGAUAUCAAGCAGCUUGCCCUGAAACUAACAGCCAACUCUAUGUACGGUUGUUUGGGUUAUACCAAGUCACGCUUCUAUGCUCGUCCCCUCGCUGUGUUGACGACAUACAAGGGUCGUGAAAUUCUCCGAAGCACGAAAGAGCUUGCCGAGAGCAAAUCUCUACAAGUUAUCUACGGAGACACAGAUUCUGUCAUGAUCAAUGCCAAUGUCGACAACGUCGCAGAUGCUCUCAAGGUCGGCCAGGAGUUCAAGAAGGCUGUAAACGAGCGUUACAGGCUCCUGGAGAUCGACAUUGAUAAUGUAUUCCGACGCAUUCUACUUCAAGCCAAGAAGAAGUAUGCUGCUAUCAACAUGAUUGAGACCGACGGCAAGUUCAUCGAGAAGAUGGAAGUCAAAGGUCUUGACAUGAGGCGCAGAGAGUACUGUGCCCUCUCCAAGGAGAUUUCCAGUCGACUUCUCAACGAGAUUCUAUCAGGCGAUGAGACCGAGGUCUCUGUUGCUCGUAUCCAUGAGUACUUGCGCGAGAUCUCAGGCAAAAUGCGGGAGCAAGCUAUUCCUGUGCAGAAGUACAUCAUCUUCACUCAGCUUGGUAAGGCUCCAAAGGAGUAUCCCAAUGCCGACUCCAUGCCGCAGGUACAGGUUGCUCUGCGUGAGCUUGCUCGCGGAAAGACCGUCCGAAAGGGCGAUGUCAUCUCGUAUGUCAUCACUGGCGACAGUAAGAGCUCCGACUCCGUCGCCAAGCGGGCAUACACACCCCAAGACGUCAUGAAGGCGGACUCCGGUCUUGCCCCUGAUGUUGAAUGGUACAUCGGCAAGCAGAUCUUCCCGCCUGUCGAGCGUCUAUGUGCGAACAUCGUCGGCACAUCGACCACCCAGCUGGCGGAGGUUCUGGGCCUUGACAUCAGGCGCUAUGCCUCCAAUGCCAACAACCACAACGCCGGCAACAACGACGUAGAGAUCCACCCGCUCGAGUCGCAGAUCCCCGACGAGGUCCGCUUCGCCGACUGUGCACGUCUGUCGCUCCGCUGCCGCAAGUGCAAAAAGAGCUCCGUCUUCGAGGGUAUGCUGGAGGCGCCCGACCGCGUCACCCCCGCGGGCGUCGCCUGCCCCGACUGCGGCGCGGCGCUCUCGACGCUCUCCGUGGUGGCCCAGAUCGAGCACGCCAUCCGCACCGCGACGGCGCGCUACUACGAGGGCUGGCUGGUGUGCGACGACCCGUCGUGCGGCCACCGCACGCGCCAGAUGAGCGUCUACGGCAGCCGCUGCCUGGGCCCCAAGGGCCACGCGCGCGACUGCCUCGGCCGCAUGCACUACGAGAUGUCCGAGCGCGACAUCUACAACCAGCUCGUCUACUUCGCCAGCCUGUGGGACGUGGACAAGGCGCGCGCCAAGGCCACCGGGACCAGUGGCAGCGGCGAGGCGGCCGUCGCAAACCGUGAGGUCAGGGAGAAGGUCCUCGCGCUGGCGGAGCACAACCGCGUCCGCUUCGGCACCGUCAAGGGCGUCGUGGACAAGUACCUGGAGAAGUGCGGCAGGCAGUGGGUAGCUAUGGACACCUUGUUUGCUAAGCUGGGUUUCGCGACCGCUUCAGUGUCAGCAUAA